CAAAUCUAACGACACACACAACACACAAUUACAACUUGUUUUCUUUUUCUUAAAUAUAAAAAAGAAACAUGGCUGAACAACAUCCAGAUGAUUUAGACCAACUUCUUGACAGUGCUUUGGAUGAUUUUCAGACCUUAAAUCUUGCUUCUUUAUCUUCUCAAAGGGAUGGUGGAGAGAACAAAGCUGAGGCUUCUUCAUUGAGCAUUGGAGGUCAAGGAUUGGGAUUGGGGUUAGGGUCAGGUUUGCCUGAUUUGAAAAGUAAGAACAAAGGAAAGCAAAAGGUGGCACCAAAAGAUUCACAUGCUUCAGAGACUCUGAAUAAAUUGAGAGAGCAGACUAGGGAGACUGUUAAAGGUUUGGAAUCUAUUGCGGGUUUGAAACCAGGUGGUGUUGAUGGAUUGGGUGACGACAAAAUGAUGGAGGAUUUGGUCAAGCAGUUUGAGGAACUGGCUCAAUCUCAGGAUAUGGAGUCUAUAGUAGAGACUAUGAUGCAGCAGCUAUUGUCUAAAGAAGUUCUUCAUGAACCCAUGAAAGAAAUUGGAGAACGAUACCCGAAAUGGUUAGAAGACAAUAAAUCUAAACUAAGCCAAGAAGAGUACAAUCGGUACUUUCAUCAGCAUGAGCUCAUAAAGGAUUUAAAUGUAGUUUAUGACAAUGAGCCUGGUAAUUUUAACAAGAUUAUUGAGCUCAUGCAAAAGAUGCAAGAAUGUGGUCAACCCCCGAAUGAUAUAGUGAAAGAGCUCGCUCCUGAUUUUGAUAUAUCGGCUCUUGGUCAAUUAUCACCUGAAAUGAUGGCCGAUGCUCAACAGAACUGUUGUAUAAUGUGAAAUAUAUCAUGCACACUAUGCUUUCUUCCAUUUGCUGUAUUUUUCUUUUAAUAGAAUUCGAAAGAAGAUAAAGUUAAUUGUGUUUCAUCUGAAUAUUUGACCUUUUUAUUUUUCGUACCUAAUGAUCAUGCCUCCUUAUGUUUCUUUUCA
Erigeron canadensis is the source of this 977-nucleotide messenger RNA. Its product is annotated as peroxisome biogenesis protein 19-1-like. Gene Ontology annotation, cellular component: peroxisomal membrane; peroxisome. NCBI's taxonomy places the organism in Eukaryota, Viridiplantae, Streptophyta, Magnoliopsida, Asterales, Asteraceae. The transcript has 5 exons. The record is from RefSeq and is a predicted model, not a curated record. Bases 69 to 827 code for a protein of 252 amino acids. Gene Ontology annotation, biological process: protein import into peroxisome membrane.